UCGUGACGAAGCAUGCCGUGGCCUCGUGCUGCUUCGAAUAACAAUUUGGCGCUAAAACGGACGUAUCUGAUUGGACAGUUUGGAGAGAAUUACAUUUGGACCAAUCAGAGGAGGGGACUUGAGUCAUGUUUGAUUGGCUUCGCGGGAACCGGCUUCAUUCACGUAAUGUUUUGGUUCUAAAAGUCGUGUGUUCUUUCGAUACGGUUUUAGCAUUCAUUCAAACCCCGGUCACAUUUCUCGUGUACAACUUGGUAGUUAUCCAUUUUACGAUCAACUAUUCUUUCAAUGGAUUCCAAUGAAGACGUUCUUGGUAACGGUUUUCCAGAGGAGAAGAAAAUGAUUCCCGAUGACGAGGGAUCAUCUUCGAGCUCCGGUUCUACCGACUCGGAAAGAGGAAAAAUCACCCUGAAAAAGAACAUUACUAUGGUCAAUGGUAUUGGAAUCAUAGCCGGCACAGUUAUCGGUUCGGGGAUCUUCAUUUCCCCAACUGGAAUCCAAAAAGAAGCCGGUUCAAUCGGCCUGGCUUUGCUCAUUUGGCUGGGUUGUGGGAUAUUGGCGAUGUUGGGAUGUCUUUGUUACGCCGAGCUUGGCGCUUUAGUCACUAAAUCUGGGGCCGAAUACGCUUAUCUUAUGGAGGCAUUUGGCAGAAUUCCUGCAUAUCUAUUCGCCUGGACGUCCAUUCUCAUUAUCCGCCCGGCCUCUGGGGCUAUAAUCGCGCUUAUUUUCGGCGAAUAUGUGGCCAAACCUUUCUUCCCCGAUUGCCCACCGCCUCCCGAAGUUGUGAAAAUUCUAGCGUGUGUUUGUCUCGUUGUUGUUACUGGCGUCAACUGCUGGAGUGUCAAGUGGGCCACACGUGUACAGGAUGUUUUUACCUAUGCCAAGCUGCUUUGUAUCGCCAUGCUGACAAUCACUGGCAUCGUGGAGCUAUGUCGUGGUAAGACAGAACACUUUCAAAAUGGGUUCAGUGGCUCAACAACUAAUAUUGGACAAAUCGGCCUUGCUUUCUACAUUGGUCUCUGGGCUUUUGAUGGAUGGAACAAUCUCAACUACUGCACUGAGGAAAUGAAACACCCUGAAAGGGAUAUGCCUCGUGCUAUUAUCAUUGGUAUCUCCCUCAUAACUGUUUGCUAUCUGUUGAUUAAUGUUGCAUACAUCACUGUGCUUGGAGCGUCUGGUAUCUUGGAGUCUGAGGCUGUUGCCGUGAGUGUGGGUAACAUGUAUCUGGGACCAGUCAAGUGGAUUGUCCCUCUGUUCGUAGCUGCAUCUACCUUUGGCGCGGUAAACGGCAUGGUCUUGACUAAUGGAAGGUUGUUGUAUGUUGCGGCACGCGACAACCUCAUGCCUUCGCUGCUAGCCAUGAUCCACGUCAAACGGUUUACGCCACUUCCAUCACUUCUCUUCACUACUCUUGUCUCAGUCAUCAUGUUGAUCCCAGAAACAAGCAGUUUUACAACUCUUGUGGACUUCUUCAGCUUCGCUGCAUGGCUUUUCUAUGGUGGGACUUUCCUGUCUCUUCUUUGGCUGCGGUAUAAGCGUCCAAAUCAACACAGACCUUACAGGGUGUGGGUUGUGGUGCCCAUCAUUAUGUCUAUCUCUUCCAUCUACCUAAUCGUCGCCCCUAUCACUGGAGACCCAUUUGGCUCCCUCAUAGCUCUGGCUGUCAUCGCUGCUGGACUACCCUUCUAUUUCUUGUUUGUGUACAGCAAUCUUACCCCAAAAUGGUUCCUCCGCAUGGUUGAUUCCUUCACUGAAUGGAACAUGAAGGUUAUGGACCUUGCUAUGACGGACCCUGAAGAGGUACCUGUACCCUUCUAAAUAAGCAGACCUUUCAUCUUGGUAAACAUGGCCAAAGAGAAUAUGGAGGAAUAGUGGUUUCUGUAUACUGUGAGAGGAUUAAGCAAUAAUAUUUUCAUAAUGUCAUAUGAUAUCAGACAUUAGGAAAUAGUUUUGCAGUGAACAGUAUAGUCUAUGAACAGGACUGUAAACGUGGAUAUUUUCAUGCGACAUAUUUGUGCUUGAUUUUUAUAGAGCUAAAAUUGAACAUAAAACAAUAAGAAGAUAAAAUAAAUAAUGUGCAAUACAUUAAAUAUUAUAUCAACAUUUACAGUAGUACCUAAACUGAAGUAUUAUAGCCGUAUUGCCACCAGUUUACUUCCGGUAAACUUUCGAUUACGUAACAAUCUCUGAUGGUUUUUUAACAGAAAACGCGAAAAAUAUUUCAAAAUUGUGAACGCAGUGUGUCUAUUCGAAGUUUCUUUGAGGAUGUGAUUGAUAAUUUAGAGCGGAUGGCCUGUUAAACACCACGGAUUCUAAUAGAUUCUAUUGUCUUUUAACGGUUGAGGUUUCCGUUGGACCUCUGGAAGUAGACUGGUGACAAUGCGGCUUUAAGAUGUUCAGGUUUAGCUACAGCUUAGAGCAAACUAUAGUACACAUCUAUAGUACUUGGUGAUGUGAAAGUGAGGUGUUUAAUCCCUUCGUUUUUUCGUUUACCGCGAAGCCGAGACCAAAUUGUUUUUACAUUUUCUUAUAAAAAGUAUACAAUAUUAUUUAUCUUAAGUAUGUAACUUAUGUAAUCAAUUUUAUUUACAGGGUAGAAUAGGAAGUAUAUUUGCAAAACUAAGUUCAACACACCUAAUUCUUUUUUUUUUUUUUUCGAUUGAAGAUUUUGCGAUCUAGAAUAACCAACUUAAGUAUAUUUUGAAAGGAUGUUUCCAUCUAGAUCGCGAAAUAACGAAAAAAGCUAAAAGCUAAAAUGUGUAGUUCCGGAAAAUACCCAUACCCCCCUUCUCCCCCCCCCCCCCACCCCCACCCCCCCCAUGGAGGGGAUUAAAACUUGCGGGGAGGGAGGGGGGUUCAGACGCCCAGAAAUUUUAACAGUUGCUAGAUUUAUUUAUUUUUUUCCAGGGGUUUGGAAAUUCCAGAGGGGUGAGAGGUCAUACCUCCAACCGCCUCCAGGGGGAGGGGGGGGGGGAGGGUAUGUAUAUUUUCUUGAACUACACAAUUAGAAUAUAAGUUAAAAUAUCGGUUACUAUUCAGCUUUAGUCGUAAUAAUAAAGAUUUUUGAAGUUGCGUA
Messenger RNA from Nematostella vectensis (starlet sea anemone), 3073 nucleotides. RefSeq names its product b(0,+)-type amino acid transporter 1. NCBI's taxonomy places the organism in Eukaryota, Metazoa, Cnidaria, Anthozoa, Actiniaria, Edwardsiidae. The record is from RefSeq and is a predicted model, not a curated record. Gene Ontology annotation, biological process: amino acid transmembrane transport. Gene Ontology annotation, cellular component: membrane. Gene Ontology annotation, molecular function: L-amino acid transmembrane transporter activity. Bases 286 to 1815 code for a protein of 509 amino acids. The transcript is spliced from 10 exons.